AUGGCAUUGGGCAGGAGCAGGUUUUUGCCAUUCUGCCUGGCAGUCUUGACACUGACCUGCAGUCUGGCUGUGGGAGCCAGGGAGGUAGCCCUUGGAGGUGAUUCAGAAGCAGCUCAAUGGAGGGCAGGAAUGAGAAGGUUGACACAAGAUGGAACCCAGGGGCAAAUCGCGGAGUGGGUUGACGCGCCAUGCGGUCGGUUCCCGUACAUGGCUUCCCUGCGAACGAUGACAGGCGAACACCAGUGUGGGGGGGUGUUGGUGGACAAGAAGUGGGUGCUCACUGCUGCGCACUGUGUGGACAACUCUACGGCAUUGUACCCAUCGCAUGCGGUCUUGCUAGGACUCUGCAAUGGGGAUGAAGACAAGGGUACAGAGGCCUCUGGCCGCGUUGUUGAGCUUUUCAUGGGUGAAAAGAUUGUGAUCCAUCCAAACUACACCGGCACAACCCAGGAAGGAAACGACAUUGCCCUCAUAUUGCUCAAUCGGGAGUCGAAAAAUGUGCCUGUGAAUUUGGCAACCAACCCAAAUGAAUUGGUGAACAAACGGAAGGUUGCCGCCGUUGGCUUUGGCACAUCGAAUGUUGGUGGACCUUCUGACACGCUCAAGUUCACAAAUGAGUUGAGCAUCGUCCCAAACUCUGUGUGUGAGCUUUCGUGGGAGGGCGUCAUCCAGGACGCGAUGGUGUGUGCUAUUGGGCCAGAUGGUGUUCUGGACAUGUGCCCAGGGGACAGCGGUGGGCCGCUGCUGCUGCCCUUCCAACCUGGUGGGAAGGUGGAAGAUGGCGCGCCUGAAGUCGACAAGGUUGUGGGUGUCACAUCGUUUGGUGGGAAGAGAGCCUGCGGUGAGGCAGGGGGCCCGGCAGUGUACACUAGGGUGACGAGCUAUGCUGACUGGAUAGCGAGCGUCCUGGAGACAACGAAGGACAACACGUGCACAUGCGUAUGUCCCUCUGACGAAACUCAAGAGCCCGAGGCACCUAAUGGGGCUGUGGUACCUGAAGAACCUGAACAGCCAGCCUCGCUGGCGGCGGGGCCAGCCUCGCUGGCGGCGGGGCCAGCCUCGCUGGCGGCGGGGCCAGCCUCGCUGGCGGCGGGGCCAGCCUCGCUGGCGGCGGGGCCAGCCUCGCUGGCGGCGGGGCCAGCCUCGCUGGCGGCAGGGCCAGCCUUGGCACCUGCAGGGACUGAAGAGCCUGUACAACUUGAGGAGUCAGCAGACCCUGCUGCAGGGUCACCUGGUUCAUCGCCGAACUGUGUAUGCUCCGAGGAUGGUGUCAGUGCAGGCGUCCAGACCGGCUUUGGUGGAUGCACCAGGCGGCUGGAGGCCGGAGCUGCCCUUUGCUACGUGCAACCCAACCAGGGAGAUUGCCCUAUUGCCAGGAACUCCAGUCUUUUUCCCGGGGCGCUGUGGAUAUCUUGUGAGGACCGUCCCGGCCAAGGGCCUCCAGUGGUCCAGAAAAUCCCAAAGGAUGAGGCACGGGACUCUGCCCAGGUCAACAAGGCACUGCAAGAUGCUGCCUCGAGAGGGCAGGAGGCCAAGACGAGGGAGGCCCUCCUGGCGGGCGCAAACCCCGAAACGCCAUUCCGCAACGUCCCCAUCCUCCACACCGUAGCGUCCAUGGACUACGUGGUGGUGGGCACGGCCCUCAUCGAGGCGGGCGUGAACGUGGACUCCAAGGACACCAUGGACGGAUCCACUUCCCUGCACAAAGCCUCAGGCUGGGGCAACAUCGAUUUCGUGGCUCUGCUCAUCUCGGCGGGCGCCAACAGCACAAUAAGGAACAACGAUGGCAGGACGGCCCGGAGCAUGGCGUGCGAAUUCAACAUGGCGAACCCAAAAUGCCCGGGGGCGGAGAUCGUCCAACUCCUCGAUGCGCUUUAA
Ostreobium quekettii is the source of this 1878-nucleotide messenger RNA. The record is from the annotation of a GenBank genome assembly. Lineage: Eukaryota; Viridiplantae; Chlorophyta; Ulvophyceae; Bryopsidales; Ostreobiaceae.